This is a messenger RNA of Pestalotiopsis fici W106-1, 2880 nucleotides long. RefSeq lists its product as uncharacterized. NCBI's taxonomy places the organism in Eukaryota, Fungi, Ascomycota, Sordariomycetes, Amphisphaeriales, Sporocadaceae. The transcript is spliced from 5 exons. Gene Ontology annotation, molecular function: protein binding. Bases 1 to 2880 code for a protein of 959 amino acids. The record is from RefSeq and is a predicted model, not a curated record. Gene Ontology annotation, cellular component: microtubule cytoskeleton; cell tip. Gene Ontology annotation, biological process: establishment or maintenance of actin cytoskeleton polarity.
AUGACGAGACCGCAAAUCAUCCGCGCCGACUCGAUUGAUCUUCAGGAUCACGACACACCCUCGGCAAAGGAACACAAACACCCAGCUUCCAGUCAACUUGCCAAUGGCCAGUCUCUAGGACCACACCAAGCCGAAACCCUUCGAGAGGUUGCUGCCGAGACAAAAGAAGACCGAAGAGUCUCAUGGACGAAUGGGGAUAUUGGCGAUAUUCAUCAGUACAUCGACGACGGAAUGCAGCAACAAGAUGCCUUGGCCAUUGCCCAGAAUGGCGGGGGCACCGACGAUGGCCAGUUGGAUACUGACGGGGAGGAUGACCUCGAUGACGAUGACGACGAUGAUAUGAUGGACAAGAUUUCGAGUUCCCCUUCAAUUGAAGAUGGUGAGGACGCCCCUUCAUUGCCGCCGCCUUGGCCGGCUCGCAUUGAUUCUUUGCGCAAUCAAUCGCCACCCAAAAGCUCUCCGGUAUCCAGCGAACCGAGAUCAUCGUCGCCGUAUCUUCAACGGCCUGACUAUUUACCCAUCCCCUUUCAUCUUCCCAAUGAGCAGUCAAGCAAGGCUUCUGCUCAAACAAUGAAAUCUAGUCAUCAUCUAUCUGGUGAGUAUGCUGGAUUGGACUACGAUAAGUCCGACAACGACGAAACCGAUGAUUCGGAAGGAUCGGACGCCCACAAUGCCGCAGAUGGCAAAUCCCACACAUGCAUAAAAAACAACGGAAAGCAAAGUGAUGAGAAUUUCAAGCAUGAUGAAAUUGUCGAUCCAAAUGAAGCCGACAUAUAUGAAGCCACCGAAAACGACCUGGCAGACCCAGACGAGCCAAUGUCGCCAUACGACUUUCUGAUUCCCUACGACGCAUCAGAUGAUGACUACGAUGACUUUUCCUUGACUGAUGAGCCUGAUUUUGUUGAUUCCGGCUGGGGUGCAGAGUGCUUACAAGAUUUAGAGGACAUUGACUUCGAGUUUGUUUACGCGCUUCAUACAUUUGUCGCUACCGUCGAGGGACAGGCGAACGCCACAAAAGGAGAUACCAUGGUCCUUCUUGAUGACAGCAACAGCUACUGGUGGCUUGUGCGAGUUGUAAAGGACAGCAGUAUCGGCUAUCUGCCGGCGGAACACAUUGAGACACCAACCGAGAGGUUGGCUCGUCUUAACAAACACAGAAAUAUCGAUUUAGCACAAACGAUGCUUGGAGAUACGCCAGACAAGGGCAAAAGCUCACUCAAGACGGCAAUGCGGAGGAGAAAGAAGACAGUCACUUUCACAGCCCCUACAUAUGUGGAAGCUUCCGACGUCGACUAUUCCAGCGACGAGGAGGAUGAGUUGGAGGCAGAGGCUACCGCUCAAGAUCAGGCCACGCAGCAGGCACAGGCCCAGCAAGCAGCUUCAGAUGAGACUGCGGAAGAUGAGUCCGCCAAGGUUGAACCACUAAAGCCGCGGUCGCAGAAGCAGGCGGGAGUCGAGGCUGCUCUUGACGAAACAAUUGCGGAGGACGAUGCCGAGGGACGGGCCAGUGAGGAAAUAUUUGAUAACAGGAACGAGGCACGGGUCAGGACGACGAAGAACGGCACUGUCAGGAACACCGAUUCGUUCUUCAAGGAUGAAACCAUUGAAACCAAGAAGAUUUCCCUGACUCCAGCUCUGUUCCGAGACGACGAAACGAGGGACUCUAACUCGCUGGACUCGCAAGGAUUACGCUCACGGCCAAGCUUCGACCGCUUGGAAAAGGAACUGGUCUCAGACAAGCAAAAGAAGAAGGAAAAGGAAAAGAAGGAUAAGGACAAGAAGCCCAGCGGUAUCCGCGGCUUGUUCUCUCGCAGUAAGGAUAAGAAGAAGAAGUCCGACGACGGUGACGAUGAGUCCUUGGGCAAGCGGUCUCUGGAAGCAGGUACCGAAGCCGGCGAUGAAGAAUCCAAAUCAGCGGAUGCGGAAUCGUCGCCAGACAAGAGCCCAGGCCCUCAAAGGAGCUCGAGCAAACUUCAAAAGCAGCAGAGGGGAGAUCCUUCGCCCACGAGGAAGAACAGCAAUGCUCGGGAUACGCAAGCAACUGCCCAUGAGGCUGCUCAGGCAAUGGCAAAGGCCAAGGAGGCUUCCGCUUCUCUUAGAAUGGUGGAGUCGGAACCCAUUGAUGCCAUAGAAGUGUUACCACUGAGCCAGGAGAAAUCGAAGAUUUCCAAAAUACUGCACCCGCCUCCAAAGGUCAGCAAGGCCAAGUCACGAGUUGAGCUGGACGAUUUCGACUCCUCCGAUGAUGGCGAGAUCGUCUCUGCCCCAGAACCCAGCAGGGCAGCACCUGCACCAGCACCAGAGGCAUCGCAGAGACCUGCCCCAGCGCAACAGCCAUCACGUCCAACGUUACCGGGCGCCUACCCAGAUAGCUAUAUUAGCACACAAGUCCCGACGCCGCUACAGGAGCAGCCGCCGUCCGCACAGCCUACGCAGCGUUUGCAGAAUGCUUCCGGGAGACUCUCAGAAUCGCCCGUACAGGUGUCUCCGAUCACGUCAUCGCAUCCUCCUGCUCUCGUAGGCGACACGUCAAGUCAAGAAGACCGCUCCUCGCCAGUCUCUUCGCCCUCACCCGAGCUCAUGGAUGGCAGCAACCGGGGCCAUCAUAAUCAAGAUUCCAUGACGUCUACCUCGGCUGCAGGUUCAACGACCUGGAAUGACAAUAACUUGCGCGCCUUUUUCGACUCUAGCACUGAGAUCCGAGAUCUCCUUACAGUCGUCUACGAUAAGUCGGACGUCCCGCCAGCUGGCCCGGAUCAUCCUGUCGUGGGUACCUUGUUCAAAGAACAAAAUGCCAAGCUGGCAGAAAUCACUUCGCAACUCGAUAACAUGCUUGGUGACUGGCUAGCUCGAAAGCAACGCCUUCGAGGCACCGUCUAA